Molecule: messenger RNA, 3304 nt
Organism: Sapajus apella (tufted capuchin)
Lineage: Eukaryota; Metazoa; Chordata; Mammalia; Primates; Cebidae
Gene: DDX23
Product: DEAD-box helicase 23
Exons: 17
Coding region: 101-2476 (791 amino acids)
Biological process (GO): mRNA splicing, via spliceosome
Cellular component (GO): catalytic step 2 spliceosome
Molecular function (GO): RNA binding; RNA helicase activity; ATP binding
Source: RefSeq, a predicted model, not a curated record
GCGCGGCCGGUGGGGGUUGCAUCUCCGCGACCAGGAAACGGGAAAGAUGGCGACGGUUCCGCGACGUUGAGGCCGCGUUGGGCGGUUCAGACUCAGGGUGAUGGCAGGAGAGCUGGCUGACAAAAAGGACCGGGAUGCAUCACCUUCCAAGGAGGAAAGGAAGCGAUCACGGACACCUGACAGAGAGCGGGAUAGAGACCGGGACCGGAAGACUUCCCCAUCUAAAGACAGGAAGCGGCAUCGUUCAAGGGAUAGACGUCGAGGAGGCAGCCGUUCUCGCUCUCGUUCCCGUUCCAAAUCUACAGAAAGAGAACGACGGCACAAAGAACGAGAACGAGAUAAGGAGCGGGAUCGGAAUAAAAAGGACCGAGAUCGAGACAAGGAUGGGCACAGACGGGACAAGGACCGUAAACGAUCCAGCUUAUCUCCUGGCCGAGGAAAGGACUUUAAAUCUCGGAAGGACAGAGACUCUAAGAAGGAUGAAGAGGAUGAACAUGGUGAUAAGAAGCCUAAGGCCCAGCCAUUAUCCCUGGAGGAACUUCUGGCCAAGAAAAAGGCUGAGGAAGAAGCUGAGGCUAAGCCCAAGUUCCUCUCCAAAGCAGAACGAGAGGCUGAGGCCCUAAAGCGACGGCAGCAGGAGGUGGAGGAGCGGCAGAAGAUGCUUGAAGAAGAGAGGAAGAAAAGGAAACAGUUCCAAGACUUGGGCAGGAAGAUGUUGGAAGAUCCUCAGGAACGGGAACGUCGGGAACGCAGGGAGAGGAUGGAGCGGGAGACCAAUGGAAAUGAGGAUGAGGAAGGGCGGCAGAAGAUCCGGGAAGAGAAGGAUAAGAGCAAGGAACUGCAUGCCAUUAAGGAGCGUUACCUGGGUGGCAUCAAAAAGCGGCGCCGAACGAGACAUCUCAAUGACCGAAAGUUUGUUUUUGAGUGGGAUGCAUCCGAAGACACAUCCAUUGACUACAAUCCCCUGUACAAAGAACGGCACCAGGUGCAGUUACUGGGGCGAGGCUUCAUUGCAGGCAUUGACCUCAAGCAGCAGAAACGAGAGCAGUCACGUUUCUAUGGAGACCUAAUGGAGAAGAGACGAACCCUGGAAGAAAAGGAGCAGGAGGAGGCAAGACUCCGAAAACUUCGUAAGAAGGAAGCCAAGCAGCGCUGGGAUGAUCGUCAUUGGUCUCAGAAAAAGUUAGAUGAGAUGACGGACAGGGACUGGCGGAUCUUCCGUGAGGACUACAGCAUCACCACCAAAGGCGGCAAGAUCCCCAAUCCCAUCCGGUCUUGGAAAGACUCUUCUCUUCCCCCACACAUUUUGGAGGUCAUUGAUAAGUGUGGCUAUAAGGAACCAACACCUAUCCAGCGUCAGGCAAUUCCCAUUGGGCUACAGAAUCGUGACAUCAUUGGUGUGGCUGAGACUGGCAGCGGCAAGACAGCAGCCUUCCUCAUCCCACUGCUGGUCUGGAUCACCACACUUCCCAAAAUUGACAGGAUCGAAGAGUCAGACCAAGGCCCUUAUGCCAUCAUCCUGGCUCCCACCCGUGAGUUGGCUCAACAGAUUGAGGAAGAGACCAUUAAAUUUGGGAAGCCGCUAGGCAUCCGCACUGUGGCUGUCAUUGGUGGCAUCUCCAGAGAAGACCAGGGCUUCAGGCUGCGCAUGGGUUGUGAGAUUGUGAUCGCUACCCCUGGGCGUUUGAUUGAUGUGCUGGAGAACCGCUACCUGGUGCUAAGCCGCUGUACCUAUGUGGUUCUGGAUGAGGCAGAUAGGAUGAUUGACAUGGGCUUUGAGCCAGAUGUCCAGAAGAUCCUGGAGCACAUGCCUGUCAGCAACCAGAAGCCAGACACGGAUGAGGCUGAGGACCCUGAGAAGAUGCUGGCCAACUUUGAGUCAGGAAAACAUAAGUACCGCCAAACAGUAAUGUUCACGGCUACCAUGCCCCCAGCGGUGGAGCGUCUGGCCAGGAGCUAUCUUCGACGACCUGCUGUGGUGUACAUUGGUUCCGCAGGCAAGCCCCAUGAGCGUGUGGAACAGAAGGUCUUCCUCAUGUCAGAGUCAGAAAAGAGGAAAAAGCUGCUGGCAAUCUUGGAGCAAGGCUUUGACCCACCCAUCAUUAUUUUUGUCAACCAGAAGAAGGGCUGCGACGUGUUGGCCAAAUCCCUGGAGAAGAUGGGGGUGUGUCUGGCAGGGGAGAACAAAGUCUGGCCUCUGUGUACAAUGCUUGCACACUGCAUGGUGGAAAAGGCCAGGAGCAGCGAGAAUUUGCAUUGUCCAACCUCAAGGCUGGGGCCAAGGAUAUUUUGGUGGCUACAGAUGUGGCUGGUCGUGGUAUUGAUAUCCAAGAUGUGUCUAUGGUUGUCAACUAUGAUAUGGCCAAAAAUAUUGAAGAUUACAUCCACCGCAUUGGCCGCACGGGACGAGCAGGCAAGAGUGGGGUGGCCAUCACCUUCCUCACAAAAGAGGACUCUGCUGUGUUCUACGAGUUGAAGCAAGCCAUCCUGGAAAGCCCAGUGUCUUCCUGUCCCCCUGAGCUAGCCAACCAUCCAGAUGCCCAGCAUAAGCCAGGCACCAUCCUCACCAAGAAGCGCCGUGAAGAGACCAUAUUUGCCUGACACAGCACUCUUCCCGUGGGCUGAGGGCAUCUCCGAAGCUGCCUCUUGCCUCUUCAGAACCCUCACAUCCCUCUUCCCAGGUCCUCACGCUUGGGUUAUGGGGGCUUAAGAAAACAAUCAGAUUUCCUAGCCCAGACCCUCAGGUCAGGAGGCCUGCGUGUGGGGCUGCAAAAGGAGAGGAUGACGCUGUCGGAGGUAGGGAGAACAAAUUACUGCAGCUUUUUGGCCCACCUCUGCCCUUCUUUGCUUUGGGAUUGCAGUGGGCCAUCACCUCAUGCCAGGAUAUGGGGGCAGCCAGCCGGCAUUGCUCCCCAGACUGAACAGAAUCCUGGCUGCCUGAGCGACCUCCUUUGGCACAGACUUGACUGUGUAACGAUAUAAACUGUGGCAGCAUUGUUGCCCUAGAUGCCCCAGGAGACCUGGCACCAUGAGGAUUAUGGACAGUGGAAUCUUACUGUCAUCUGGACAGCUAUUUUCCCAUUUGGAUUGUAAAGCAAGUUGAGAGCCUUUAGACCUGUGCACAGCCAUGCACCAAGGGGUGCUAUGUGCUCUGGGCAUCCCCCCCCAGGGUAUUUUCUAAGUAGAUGGGGGACAGGGUGAACUGGCUGUGUCCAGCUUUGUCACUGAGUGAAAUCUCUGUUUUCUAUUCUCUGAGAAGAUAAGUUUGUAUGUUCUGAGAAUAAAUACAUGAAUAUUAAGGCUU